GUAGAAAGAGUCAUUGGAAACAAGGAAGAAGGAUGGCACUUGUCACAAAACCAACUUCUACAGGCACUAGCAUUGAAAAUGUUACAGAUAUCACAAAUAAUUUGCCAACACUACAGUUUGAGAGUGCACUGUCAGAGGAUGAACGGUUACUUUUGCCCCUAAGGGCCAGAACUCAUGCAAUAACAGUUACAGCUUGUGCACAGGCUGCAUAUUUUGUAUCCAUUCUCAAUGAAGUCAGACAAAUAAAAGCAGAAUUGCGACACCCGAAACAGAAACGAGCAAAACUACUGCAAGAGACCAUUCCACGUGACCCUAUUCUUGUGGGAAUCAUAGGAUGUGGCAGAUUAGGCACUCACUUGGCUCAGAUGUUACUCACGUAUGGCGAGGUCCAACCUCAGGAACUGAAAAUAUCUACUAGAAGACCAGAAACUCUAGUGGAGCUCCAAGACAAGGGUGUCAAGUGUUUCCAUGACAACGUACUGCUUGCCUCAUCUGUACAUCUUCUUUUCCUCUGUGUACUUCCCGCUCAGCUACCAAGCCUUGCUGAAGAAAUCAAGCCCCAUAUAUCCACACGUUGCACAAUAUAUAGCUUCGUUAAUACAAUCCAUACAGAAAAACUAAAACAAUUAUUAAACUUCACAAACAUUGUGAAACCAGAAUUCACUUGGACUGAAGACAACUGCAAUACAGCGUGGGAUUAUACAUGUAGUGUAUGUGCCAGUAUGGAAAACGCUGACACUGUGAGAAAAACAUGUCCACUUACACAAGAUAAAAAUGCUUGUCCAAUACAGACCAGUGAUAAGCUGCCCGAGUUGUUGGUGUACGCUUUCAUUAAUAUGUGUACUACACUCAGACUGACUAGGAGUGAAAUUGUGGACCUCAUCAAUGGAGUCGUACUUGGUAUCACGAGUCAUGACAUUAAAGGCAUUGUGGCUGAUGACAUAACAAGGGUAGCUGUAGAUUCUGCAGGGUUGUUCCCAAAGUUUGACCUCACCCAAGUUGCUGUCAAAGAGACCUCUCUAGGAAAGAAACUCAGCCAAGAUAAAGAAAUAAGACAUUCUUACAUCACAAGAUACUGUACCUUAUUUGAACAAUAUCUACAUUGGAAAAAUUUUGGAAAGACAGAAUAACAAUGAUAUAUGCCUACACCUAAAAUGCAAUAUUAAAUCUAUACAUGUAGUUUUGCAUUAUCUUAAAUGUACAUGCAUAUGUAGUGCAUGUAUACUGGUAUAUGUUGUAUUUUUAAUGAUUAAACUAAAAAGGCAAAAAAUAAAAAAAAUGCGUAAAUUGUACGUCAAAUGCAAUAUAAAUUUAAAUUUUCUCAUUUAUUCCUUGGGAAUAACUAUGACACACAAGGCAUUAACAUGCAAAA
Owenia fusiformis is the source of this 1372-nucleotide messenger RNA. Lineage: Eukaryota; Metazoa; Annelida; Polychaeta; Sabellida; Oweniidae. The record is from the annotation of a GenBank genome assembly.